Sclerotinia trifoliorum is the source of this 4116-nucleotide messenger RNA. NCBI's taxonomy places the organism in Eukaryota, Fungi, Ascomycota, Leotiomycetes, Helotiales, Sclerotiniaceae. The record is from the annotation of a GenBank genome assembly.
CCACCUCCACUUUUGUACCCUUAACCAUGCUCUCUCUCAUUAAGAAGAAUUGAAAGAAUUCUUGUUUUGCUCCUCUCUCAUAUCUUUUCUAACCUCAAAAUCUCAUAUUGAAUUCUUCAAUCAUUGAAUUGCAUUUGCAUUUGCUAGUUCAAAGUCUUUUUGUCUAUUGCGUCCAUCGCUUUUCUUCAAUUGCCAUUGAUAUCUUUUUCAUUAUUUUCAUUUCAAUUUCUUUUUCGUCCAUCGUUGGCUGUAUUUUGGAUUCAUUCUCUCUCUCUUGUGGUAAGUAAAUAUUACAAAAUAUGGUUUCUAUCUAUUGUCUCCCCUUCGCCUUGGUCUGCCUUCAAAUUUCUAUAUUUAAACUGCGCCCAUCAACAAACUGAAAAUUCGACUCAAUCACUUGCUUCCCCGACACAAUUUUACAACUUCAAAGCCUUUGCCGCCCGCAGAAUAUGUUUAUCAGAAUCGAUAUUCACUCACUACCAUUUUUUUGAUACCCAAUCUUUGGCCUGGCCUUGAAUAUUUAAAUGUUCAACACCUUUUUGUCACCAAACAAACAUUCACACACCCGCAUCCUUGCCUUCCGAGUAUUUGCUCGGCGAAUACACCACAUCUGCUUUUGCCCAAAGCUACACCAAUUCUCUCUACGACAGCUUGAACUGCUCGUAAACUACCGAUCUAUUGAACUGGAUACUUGAUUUUCACUGUUCCAAAAGGACCUUGCUAACGUCGUCUGUGCCCAUUUCAAUAGACCGUUCUCUGAUCUUUUCUUGCACGCAUUUCAACGAAAUCUCUCGUAUUCAUCUCGACGUCCAUAACGAUUUCUUCGACAUUGACUGGUAAACUUCAUCUUCGUACUCUUCAAUCUUUUGCAGAUCAAGCACACGCAGGGCAUCAAGCCUCAUAUCCCAUAUUUGGAUACCUUUUUUCGAUCCUUACCACUGAGAAGCUCGAGACCGGGAAUCUCGUCUUCCAGUAACCAAACACGAACUAUAUGCCUUUAAUUCCGAAAAAUUUUGGGCGACGCAAGUCAACAGCGAAUGCUAUAGAAAAUCCCGAACCUCCUGUCGAAUCUUCCUUCAAGGUCUUUGAGCGUCCUCAAGUCGGAGGGCAUAAGUCUGGUCCAUCGUUCGACGGUGGAGCGAAAUUUGCUAGAGGAAGUGGUACAGCGGAUUCACAUAAGGAGGACAAUCUUUUUGAGGGCAUGAAAGUUAAUACUGUUAAUCGGUUAGUACUGAGAAUCCACCUGGGAAAUUCAGGGGAUUUUAUAACUAGGGGGUACCCUUGGCAUAAGCUGAUAAAUUUCAAGUGGCAGUGGAGCAUCAAAUACGAACACCGCAUCAACCACAGAUAAUUCCUCCCGCUUGAGUGCAGCAUCUACAGCUCCUUCAUCUAUGGACACACCUGGUCACGAAGAAUGGAGAGCAUCUCAUGAUAGACAUCACGGCGACGGUUCCCUUCCACCAAAGACAUCCUCAGGUUUUUCUCUAAAGAAUGCUGGAAGGUCUCUUUCAUGGGGUAGAAACAAAGCCACUGCGUCUCCAUCAAAAGCAUCAGACGAAUUACCACCUUCACCGACCAUCCGAGACGAUAGCACUUCGAUCCGUACCCGCGCUGUGACUGCGUCUAGCUACGCAAGCACUGCUACACCACCAAAACUUGGAGAUAGAGACUUAGAUCUCACAAUGGGAGACGACUUUGGAGAUAUGUUUGCCGGAAUGGCGCACCGUAGAAUUGCGGUUUUAGAUACCCCUGGUGUCAGAGGGUUUCCUAAAAACACUGUAAGUCGAUCCCCAAUCUUGAUCAUAACUACAAUCUUACUAACCUUACGUAGGAAAUACUACCACCUGAGCCAGCAUUCAAGUCAUACUCUGCUAAUCGUGCCAACAACCAACCUUCACCCCUGAAUCUCGAUAAACGUAAACCAGUGGAAGAACCACCAUAUUCAUGGGGAUCGAAUGACGGACUUAUGAAAAAUACUAGCCCACCUCCGGCGGUAACUCGUAACAUGGGACCGCCUUCUCACCAGCCUCCUCCUGUUCCAAGACAUGGACCUCUUCAUCAAACUGACGGAAACCAAGCCAUCCCAAGGCCGCGCUCUAGUGCGCCUCGCCCUGAUUCCUCACUCAAGAGAAGUAGUGCCAUCUCCAUGCGCCGCCAAUCCACAUUAGAUUUCGAUAGCGUCGACGAGGACGAUGCACUCUUGCGUGAUUCAAUUCAUGCGAGCAAGAAUUUGGGUGAAGCACCAAGUAAUCCUCCGGCCCGUAAGAGCUGGACACUUCCUUCGCAAGCUGCAUACAGUGCCAAGGCGACUGCAAAAACACAACUUCUCGAGCCGGAUGAGGAUGAAGAUCUCUUCGAAUCCGCUGAUUUAGCCCAGCAAUUCCAAGAAAAGUCGGAAUCCCCGCCCCCUUCAAAACAAGCUCCUAUAAAUAAGGUCAUGACACCAGCACAAUUCGAACGUUACAGACAAGAUCAAGAGCGCUUGCGAAGCGUUGGCGGGCGCCUGAAAGAUGAAGAAGCCGAGGAGGAAGAUGAGGAAAAUUAUGAGGAUGAUGAGGACGAAGCACAGAAGAGCAAAAAUGCUGCCAAGCAACGACGGAAGCAGGAGGCUCACAUGUCAGUUUAUAGGCAACAGAUGAUGAAAGUUACUGGAGAAUCGACACCUUCGCCAGCACCAGCUCGACCUCCAAUGUUUAGCAGCCAAAGCACCCCUAACCUGGUACUCGAUGUUCCAACGGAGGAUGGAGAGGAGGAGGAUGAAGAAGUUCCUUUGGCCAUUCUUGCUGCCCAUGGAUUCCCCAACAAGAACAAACCACCUACAAGCAGGUUAACGAGCAUGGGAUCCAAUCCAAAUCUUAGGGGAGCAGCUCAAGGUGUCCCAGGUAUUGGUGGACCUUUACCCGUAUUUGCUCGCAACCUACCACAAGAUCCAUAUGUUGGAGCAGGCCUUGUGUACCCAGCUAAUAGGGAGUCAUUGGCGUUUGGGAAUGGUGGUCCUGGGUCUGUUCACAGCAUCCCUAACAGAGGUGCUCCUCCAGGAGGUCUCGUAGGUGUGAUUGCCACAGAAGAACGUUCUCGAGCCAUGCGAAGGGGUAGCCCAAACCCUGGAUAUGGUCAAAUGCCUCCUGGCGGCUUUACUGGCAUGGUUCCUCCACCAAUGAUGGGACACAUGCCUCCAGGUGCUGGCGCGCUAGGAAUGGGCCAGGUGGGACCUAUGGGUGCAAUGCCCCAACCGAUGCUCAGUCCCGGUGACCAAGCUCAGAUCCGUAUGACCGAGCAGAUGCAGUCAUUCAUGGAGAUGCAAAUGCAAUUUAUGCAAAUGAUGGCAACAAACCAGAAUGGGAAACCCGCUCCACAGGUCAGUGGUGCACCGCAACUCGGGCCAUUGGGUCAAUUGGGUCAAUUGGGUCAUAUGUCUCAGCCCAACUUUGGGGAAAUGCAGCGACCUACAAGUCAGCAGUUGAACACCAGUAAUUCUGGACCAAAUCUCCGACCAGAAAAUGCACAACGUACCAUGAGUAUGCUUGAGCCUUCUGGUAUGCCUUGGUUACAGCAGCACGGACAAGGAUAUUCACCAUCAAUACACGCCCAAGGCAACGGUUAUGCUCCUUCAAUAGCACCUUCUGAACGCAGCAACGUUGGAUUACCUGGCCGAUAUAGACCAGUUUCACAGAGCCCGCCCAUUGAAGCCAAGCCAAAAGAUUCAACCAUGCCAGCCGCAGUUGGGGGUUGGGACAACAAGCAUGCCUCAAGCACCAUCAAGACCGUCCAAAGGGUAGAUGAUGACGAAGAUGACGAGGAAGCGUGGGCGGAAAUGAAAAAGAAGAGAGAACAGAAGAGAUCUCUCUGGAAAUCAAAGAAGGAUACUAGCGGUUUAUCGGAAAUGCUUGGUUACACGCAAUAAUAAUUUCAUGGGCGGGGUAACUUGGUUUUAGAUGCGUAUGCAUUUGCAUUUGAGGGGGACAGCUCUGUGAUAUAUAGCAUGAAAACUUUGGCGUUGGAAGACUUGGGAGCAUUGAACUGGAAAUCAUACCUCUGGCAUGACUGCUUUGUAUAGUAGUAAUAUAAUUUCUGAUCUGGGGCGGAUUUUGUUUCUUUUUGAUCUUUCUUUCUGUU